CUUCAAGCUAAAUCAUAGCAGUCGCCAGUGUUUUUAUCUGUCACUUCCAAUCGCUCGGCAUAUUUGAAUUCGCCCCAAUUCGGACGGCCAAAAUUUGGAACGCUUGCGAUGGAUAGCAUAAGUCUGACAGAUUUGAGACGCUGCUUUUUUGGCCCUACCUUGGAUGAAAGCGUUCUGUACGGGAUCGAGUGCUUGGGGUAUUUCUUUGGUUGGAAAGCCACAAUAGACCAGCGAGAGCAUGGUUCGGUUCCAAGUAGACCGAUUAGUGAUGUACAAUUGUACAAAUCAUGUUCCGAUGAGAGCAUUGAUAAAGGUACGCCUAGUUUGAACAGCGAACAACGGGAAAACGAAACGGCGAGAAAAUCGGAUGAUAUUUCAAACCAUGAUCCAUUUCCAUCCGCUACCGCUGUUGUGAAGCAGGAAAAACUGGAAAGUUUCUCACAGGAAGAUAACAAAAUCGGUAAGAGGCGAAGCAUAAUAUCUAAAUCGUCUUCCAAAGCGUCAUCAAAAUCAUAUCAUACGGCUAAACUUCCUUCAUCCUUCGAACAGAGCACCCGAACCAAUUCACUUUCAAGCGAACGCGGCAAAACUCUAGAGAAACUGAAAAAGAAUCAAACAAACAGCAUAAUACUUGCAGAAAAAUAUAAUCUUUCCAGGGGAAAACCGGAGAGUAGCCAAUCCCCCCUAGGAUACUCGACCCCGAGGUCCUCAUUGGCUCCAUCAAUGAAAAUGAGCACCAGGUUGGUGCGAACCAGAAUAGCCAUCGCGCGAGUAAACGAAUUUGAUGACAACGCAAAAACUUAUGAGAUCCUGCAACUGGAACCAUCUUCUGUAGCGCCCAUAAUCGGUGGCUCACUGAAAAAGGCCAAAACGGAAAUUGUAUUCGCCACCCUGCCAGACGGCUCCACCAUUUCUUAUCAGGGUGAAAUAAAAGUAAGUGCUCAACAUUAACGCAUUCACUUGAUUUGAUCUAACAUCAUUAAAAUUUAUUGAGAGUUGCUGUGAUGCAAAAAUAAAUUAGAACGAA
Molecule: messenger RNA, 1027 nt
Organism: Toxorhynchites rutilus septentrionalis
Lineage: Eukaryota; Metazoa; Arthropoda; Insecta; Diptera; Culicidae
Exons: 4
Coding region: 109-951 (280 amino acids)
Source: RefSeq, a predicted model, not a curated record